GUUUUCCAAUCUUUCCAUAAAAAAAUAUUUUAGUAAAUCAUACCAAACAAGCAUUUUGUUAGGGUCAGUAUUCACUUACUUGGUCAAAGAAUCAAUAGUGGAUUAAGUUGAAUGUUAAUUUCUGUGCAUUUACAUAUUAUGCAUUUGUAGAAGAAACCAGAUACAUUCUUGCAAAUUACUUGCAUGUAUUUCAUCGUUUGACCUUUGACCUCAGGUGAGGACGCUGCAGCGGCAGCCAAGAAGGUGAAGGCCAAGGGAGGGGACCAGCCCUUCUCCAGGAUACCAGGCCUGAGAGAUGCCAGCAAGAAAAUGGCAAAGAUUAUUCCUCUCAACCGCCCUGGCAACCCCUGGAACAUUCCUGUAGACACUAUGAACUUUAGAUUUAUCGUAGAUCCUCAUCUGGACUGUGCAGAAACAGAGGAGAACAAGCCUAUAAGCGUGUUCAAAAAGGUUCUGGAGACCUAUGAGCAGCAGUUCACACCUCGGUGGCUGGGAGUGAUGGGCGAGGAACACACACCGAGUGUGGGUGAGUGGGAGAUCUACCUGAUAGAGAACAGCUCAUUCAUCUUCUAUGGCAUGGAGCGACUCCUCUCCUACAUACCGCCUGCAAAACUCUCCGCACUUAAUGUACCGGAAUGUAUGCUGCUGUACUCCAUGGACAUGGCCCAGACCACCCAGAGCUUCACCCGUCAGUCCAAGGUGGACGUGCUCAAGAGCUCCAUAACGCUGGCACUGGAGAAACCUGUGGAGACGGCCAUAUUGGCGAGCCUGUCUGGCAUCAAAUGCAUCAUGGGAAAUCAGUGGCACUGCACGCUGGCCGAGAACGCUAGCAAACUCAACACCAACAUGAAAGAUCUGUUAGAGGGCGGCAUGUCUACGGGUGAAUGUGCAAGGAUGCUGUUUGCCCCUCAUCGUCGCAAGUUACCCAAACCGGAAGAAACCGCACCACCUGAGGGAGCAGACGCUGGGGGCAAGAAUGAGAAAGACAAGGAAGAAGAUGUGAAGAGUGUGAUGGAGGAUUCGUUGACAGACAGGUCGCUGUUCAGUGAUAAGACGUCGACAGUGGAGGAAAGUGUGGAUGCCCAGAGGUCCUGGUUUAACAUGGUCUGCUAUGGGCUGCCCAACCUGAUAGUCACACAGCUCUAGGCAGGCGAGGUCCUGGUUUAACAUGGUCUGCUAUGGGCUGCCCAACCUGAUAGUCACACAGCUCUAGGCAGGCCUCUACAUAUGCCUUUACUACUCAGAUAAGGCAUUUUAACCCGUUUGUAGUCCCUUAGAUAAUCAAAUUAAAUUACAGACAAUUCUGGUUAGAUUCAAGUGCUUAACGCUUACUUUCCAACCCUAAGAUGCGACUUACUUGAAGGCUGUUCCAAUUUUAUGCUGGUUGCAUAUACCGGUAGCCAUCUUCACUUUGUUUUUGAGUGGGAAAGAGUUAAACAGCAAAGAUUGUGUGUAAUAACUGCAGAAAAUGCACUUCAUGACUUUUUAACCUUUGUGAUUGAAUCCCAAAGAGUAACAUGUGUGUGCGUAUUGUGUAGCAUCUUUUACCAAUAAACAUUUAAGGGCAAUGUCCGAUUCUCGUAUGCUUCAAAAGCAAACAUCUGCUGUCAGAAAACUUGCAGUUUGCUGUAAAUACUUUAUGUUGGUAUAUAACAAUAAAUUUAGGAAUUUAUGUUCAUGAAUUGGUUAUAAAAUGUACCUAUUUGUGGGAAUACAUAAAUGGAACAAAUAAUACUGUGAUAUUUUGAUUUAAUUUAUUGAAACAUGUUUGAUAUAUUUUGUCUGUUUCAUUUAAGAUCGAAUAAACUAAUUAUCGCAUA
Messenger RNA from Dreissena polymorpha, 1820 nucleotides. RefSeq lists its product as uncharacterized. Gene Ontology annotation, biological process: axoneme assembly; cilium movement involved in cell motility. The coding region runs from base 310 to 1146 and encodes 278 amino acids. The record is from RefSeq and is a predicted model, not a curated record. The transcript has 8 exons. Lineage: Eukaryota; Metazoa; Mollusca; Bivalvia; Myida; Dreissenidae.